AUGGUUCAACCAUCAGCCCCCAACGGAGGUUCGAGAAAGAUAUCGUUCAAUGUCUCCGACCAGUAUGACAUUCAGGAUGUGAUCGGUGAAGGAGCCUACGGGAUUGUUUGUUCCGCCGUGCAUAAGCCAUCCGGCCAAAAAGUUGCAAUCAAGAAGAUCACCCCAUUCGACCAUUCCAUGUUCUGUCUCCGCACUCUACGUGAGAUGAAACUAUUACGGUACUUUAACCACGAGAAUAUUAUAUCCAUCCUUGAUAUCCAGAAACCCCGCAACUUCGAGAGCUUCACGGAAGUGUAUCUUAUCCAGGAGCUCAUGGAGACUGAUAUGCACCGAGUCAUCCGUACACAAGACCUCUCCGACGACCACUGCCAAUACUUCAUCUACCAGACCCUACGAGCACUAAAGGCCAUGCACUCUGCCAACGUACUUCACCGUGACUUGAAGCCGUCCAACUUACUCCUCAAUGCCAACUGUGAUUUGAAAGUUUGCGACUUCGGUCUCGCUCGUUCUGCCGCAUCAACCGACGAUAACUCGGGGUUUAUGACGGAAUAUGUUGCGACACGUUGGUACCGUGCUCCGGAGAUCAUGCUGACGUUCAAAGAAUACACCAAGGCAAUCGACGUCUGGAGUGUAGGCUGCAUCCUCGCAGAAAUGUUAAGCGGCAAACCCCUCUUCCCCGGAAAGGACUAUCACCACCAGUUAACCCUCAUCCUGGAUGUUCUCGGCACCCCAACUAUGGAAGACUACUAUGGCAUCAAAUCCCGCCGUGCUAGAGAAUACAUUCGCUCGCUACCUUUCAAGAAGAAGAUCCCGCUCAAGGCAAUGUUCCCCAAAACAUCUGAUCUGGCAUUAGAUUUGUUGGAGAAACUUCUUGCUUUUAACCCCGUCAAGCGCAUCUCUGUUGAAGACGCGCUGCGUCACCCGUAUUUGGAGCCUUAUCACGAUCCAGAGGACGAACCGUCAGCGGACCCCAUCCCAGAGGAGUUCUUCGACUUCGAUAAGAAUAAAGACACACUGAGUAAGGAGCAGCUCAAAGUCCUUAUCUUCGAGGAAAUUAUGCGGUAG
This is a messenger RNA of Arthroderma uncinatum, 1065 nucleotides long. RefSeq names its product mitogen-activated protein kinase. The transcript has 5 exons. The coding region runs from base 1 to 1065 and encodes 354 amino acids. The record is from RefSeq and is a predicted model, not a curated record. Gene Ontology annotation, biological process: protein phosphorylation; intracellular signal transduction. Lineage: Eukaryota; Fungi; Ascomycota; Eurotiomycetes; Onygenales; Arthrodermataceae. Gene Ontology annotation, cellular component: cytoplasm; nucleus. Gene Ontology annotation, molecular function: MAP kinase activity; ATP binding.